This is a messenger RNA of Hansenula ciferrii, 1599 nucleotides long. RefSeq lists its product as uncharacterized. The record is from RefSeq and is a predicted model, not a curated record. Gene Ontology annotation, molecular function: carboxylic acid transmembrane transporter activity. NCBI's taxonomy places the organism in Eukaryota, Fungi, Ascomycota, Saccharomycetes, Phaffomycetales, Wickerhamomycetaceae. Gene Ontology annotation, cellular component: plasma membrane. Gene Ontology annotation, biological process: carboxylic acid transport; transmembrane transport. Bases 1 to 1599 code for a protein of 532 amino acids. The transcript has a single exon.
AUGUCUGCAGUUACUAGAGAUAUCCCUAAAACUCCAAAACAAUUUGCAUAUAAUUGGAUCCCAAGAAUACGUAAAGAAAUUACAUUAACAAAAGAUCAACAAUCAUUAGCUGAAACUGAAGAAGAAUAUAAAGUUCGUCUUGAACAAGCUGAUUCUUUAGGUAAAUUUAAAAAAUAUUUACCAAUCAUAACAACUGGUGCUGGUUUAUUUUCUGAUGGUUAUGUUAAUAACUCUAUUGGUACUGCUUCAACUUGUUUAAAAUUAUUAUAUCCUGAUGAAUAUGGUAAUUCAACAGCUAUAAGUAAUGUCACUUCAAUUGCUUUUGUUGGUACCGUUGUUGGUAUGUUAAUUUUUGGUGUUGUUUCAGAUUAUCAUUCAAGAAAAUUUUCAAUGAUGGUUGGUACUGGUAUUUUAAUUAUUUUCACAAUUUUAUGUUCAGGUUCUUGGGGUUAUAAAGGUUCUAUUCAUGGUAUGCUUGCUGCUUUAACCGCUUUUAGAUUCUUCUUGGGUAUUGGUAUUGGUUCUGAAUAUCCAGCUGGUUCAACUGCUUGUGCUGAAGCUUCUGCUUUAUUACCACCUGGUAAAAGAAAUCGUUGGUUUUGUUGGUUUACAAAUUUUAUGAUUGAUACUGGGUUUGUUGUUAGUGCUUUUGUUCCAAUGGUAUUACUUUGGAUUUGUACUCCAAAACAUCUUGAACCUGUUUGGAGAGUUUCAAUUGGGUUAGGUGCAAUUCCUCCAAUUUCUUUAUUUAUUUUACGUAUUUUCUACAAGGAAGGUGAAGUUUUCAAAAAAACUCAAUUCAAAAAAGUUAGAGUUCCAUAUUGGUCAAUUUUAAAAUUUUAUUGGUUUAGAUUAGCUAUUGUUUCAAUUAUUUGGUUUAUUUAUGAUUUUAGUGCUUAUGCAUUUGGUUUAUUUUCUUCAUAUGUUAUUUCAGGUUUAUAUGAUUCAUCAGAUUUAUAUAAAGUUUUCGGUUGGAAUGUUGUUUUAAAUUUAUUUUAUAUUCCAGGUGCUUUCUUAGGUGCUAUUGCUUCUGAUUAUUUAGGUCCAAGAUUAACUUUAGUUAUUGGUGUUUCAUUACAAUCAAUCAUUGGUUAUAUCAUGGCUGGAUGUUUUGAAUCUUUGAAGAAACAUGUUGCAGGUUUUGUUGUUGUUUAUGGUAUCUUCAUGACUUUAGGUGAAUUUGGUCCAGGUGAUAAUAUUGGACUAUUAGCUUCUAAAACUUCAUGUACACCAAUUAGAGGUCAAUAUUAUGGUAUUGCAGCAGCUAUUGGUAAAGUUGGUGCAUUUAUUGGUACUUAUUGUUUCACUCCAUUAACUGAAAAACAUGGUACUCAAUCAGCUUGGUGGUUAGCUUCUUCAUUAGGUUUAUUAGCUGCCUUCUUGGCUUUAUUUUUAUUACCUCCAGUUGAUCAAUCUGCUAUGCAAGCUGAAGAUGCAAAAUUUUUAGAAUAUUUAAGUUCAACAGGUUUUGAUAUUAGUCAAUUAGGUGAUGGUGAAUCAAUUAAUGGUGAAUCUGAAUCUAUUGGUGAAAAGACAAAUAUUAUUCAAAAAGUUGCUGAAAAAGAUGGUGCUUCAUCUUUAGAAAAAAUUAGUUCAUAA